AUGUGUCCCCUUAAGAAGUCUAAGCUGACAGGAUAUUGCUAUGGCCCAAGAGAGGAAGCUGCAAAGCUACCUUCUAAACAACAGACUGGUCCUAUCCACCAGAUUGUGACGGUUAAUGAGGACACUCUGAUGGCCAUGAUAGACUCAAUGCUAUUUCCUGUGGCCAUACCACCAUGCUCCAUAACCACUGCAAAAUUAGUAAGUGCCCUGGUCCAGCAGUUUUCCAGAGUGGGUAUUCUAGAGAAGAUCUUCAUGGACCAGGGGACAAACUUCCCAUCCAGACUGGUGAGACAGCUCCGCUCUGAAUAUCUGACUGAUAUCGAAAUUGACGCAAUAGACAUAACAGUCCUGAAACUCCUGAGGAACCUUUUGGAGACACUCAGUUUACGCUUAAUAAAUAGUAACAUCAAUAUCACUGAAAUACACAUCACUACAGCUGAAUAUCUGACUGAUAUCGAAAUUGACGCAAUAGACAUAACAGUCCUGAAACUCCUGAGGAACCUUUUGGAGACACUCAGUUUACGCUUAAUAAAUAGUAACAUCAAUAUCACUGAAAUACACAUCACUACAGCUGAAUAUCUGACUGAUAUCGAAAUUGACGCAGUAGAUAUAACAGUCUUGAAACUCCUGAGGAACCUUUUGGAGACACUCAGUUUACCCUUAAUAAAUAGUAACAUCAAUAUCACUCAAACACACAUCACUACAGCUGAAUAUCUGACAGAUAUCGAAAUUGACGCAGUAGAUAUAACAGUCCUGAAACUCCUGAGGAACCUUUUGGAGACACUCAGUUUACCCUUAAUAAAUAGUAACAUCAAUAUCACUCAAAUACACAUCACUACAGCUGAAUAUCUGACUGAUAUCGAAAUUGACGCAGUAGAUAUAACAGUCCUGAAACUCCUGAGGAACCUUUUGGAGACACUCAGUUUACCCUUAAUAAAUAGUAACAUCAAUAUCACUCAAAUACACAUCACUACAGCUGAAUAUCUGACUGAUAUCGAAAUUGACGCAGUAGAUAUAACAGUCCUGAAACUCCUGAGGAACCUUUUGGAGACACUCAGUUUACCCUUAAUAAAUAGUAACAUCAAUAUCACUCAAAUACACAUCACUACAGCUGAAUAUCUGACAGAUAUCGAAAUUGACGCAAUAGAUAUAACAGUCCUGAAACUCCUGAGGAACCUUUUGGAGACACUCAGUUUACCCUUAAUAAAUAGUAACAUCAAUAUCACUCAAAUACACAUCACUACAGCUGAAUAUCUGACUGAUAUCGAAAUUGACGCAGUAGAUAUAACAGUCUUGAAACUCCUGAGGAACCUUUUGGAGACACUCAGUUUACCCUUAAUAAAUAGUAACAUCAAUAUCACUGAAAUACACAUCACUACAGCUGAAUAUCUGACUGAUAUCGAAAUUGACGCAGUAGAUAUAACAGUCCUGAAACUCCUGAGGAACCUUUUGGAGACACUCAGUUUACCCUUAAUAAAUAGUAACAUCAAUAUCACUCAAAUACACAUCACUACAGCUGAAUAUCUGUUCGAGAUUGAGACUGACACAGUAGAUAUGAAAAUGUUGGAACUCCUGAGGAACCUUUUGGAGACACUCAGUUUACCCUUAAUAAAUAGUAACAUCAAUAUCACUGAAAUACACAUCACUACAGCUGAAUAUCUGACUGAUAUCGAAAUUGACGCAGUAGAUAUAACAGUCCUGAAACUCCUGAGGAACCUUUUGGAGACACUCAGUUUACCCUUAAUAAAUAGUAACAUCAAUAUCACUCAAAUACACAUCACUACAGUACCUCCUCUACCCACCCCACUGACACAGUCUGCUGAAAUCACAGUCAUCGCAACAACUGCUGUAACAACAAGCAACACAACUCCACCCACCACAUCCACAGCCAACACAACUGCUGCAAUGACAACCAACACAUCUACACCUGAAACAACAACUGCUGUAACAACAGCCAACACAAAUAUAGCAACCACAUCCCCAACCUACAUAACAACUGCUGCCACAAUAGCCAACACAAUUACAACCACCGCAUCCACAGCCUAUGUAACGACUGCUGCCACAACAGCCAACACAAAUACAGCAACCAUAUCCACAGCCUACAUAACAACUGCUGCCACAACAGCCAACACAAUUACAACCACCACAUCCACAGCCAACACAACAACUGCCUCAAUGACAACCAACACAACUACACCCGAAACAACAACAACUGCUGCAACAACAACCAACACAAAUACCGCAACCACAUCCCCAGCCUACACCGUUGCUGCCACAAUGGCCAACACAAUUACAACCUCCACAGCCAACACAGCAACUGCUGCAAUGACAACCAACACAACUACACCCGAAACAACAACAACAACUGCUGCAACAACAACCAAUACAAAUACAGCAACCACAUCCACAAGCAACACGACAACUGCUGCAAUGACAACCAACACAACUACACCCGAAACAACAACAACUGCUGCAACAACAACCAACACAAAUACCGCAACCACAUCCCCAGCCUACACCGUUGCUGCCACAAUGGCCAACACAAUUACAACCUCCACAGCCAACACAGCAACUGCUGCAAUGACAACCAACACAACUACACCCGAAACAACAACAACAACUGCUGCAACAUCAACCAAUACAAAUACAGCAACCACAUCCCCAGCCUACAUAACAACUGCUGCCACAACAGCCAACACAAUUACAACCACCACAUCCACAAGCAACACGACAACUGCUGCAAUGACAACCAACACAACUACACCCGAAACAACAACAACUGCUGCAACAACAACCAACACAAAUACAGCAACCACAUCCCCAGCCUACAUAACAACUGCUGCAACAACAGCCAACACAAAUACAACAACCACAUCCACAGCCUACAUAACAACUGCUGCAACAACAGCCAACACAAAUACAGCAACCACACCCACAGCCUACAUAACAACUGCUGCCACAACAGCCAACACAAUUACAACCACCACAUCCACAGCAAAUACAACAAUUGCUGCAAUGACAACCAAGACAACUACACCCGAAACAACAACAACAACAACUGCUGCAACAACAACCAACACAAAUACAGCAACCACAUCCCCAGCCUACAUAACAUCUGCUGCCACAACAGCCAACACAAAUACACCUAGGACAAACACAGCCAACUCUACAACUACUGCAACCUUAACCAAAACUGAUACACCUACCACUUCCAUAGUCAAAACAACAACUACUGCAACACCAUCAACAACCACCAAAUCCACAUCCACCACAACCACAUCCACUACAUCCGCAGGCAUUUAUGUAUUAAGCUUCUCACUGGCUAUGAAUGAAGAAUUUGACUUUGCACUCACUGAUCAACAUAGUGCAAAAUACCAAGAAUAUAAAACAAGAAUUGAAAGUUCAAUUGAUGGUAGUUACAGAAAUGUAUCUACCUACCAGGCCAACUCUGCGAAGGUGACUGGAUUCAGGUGA
Molecule: messenger RNA, 3474 nt
Organism: Ictalurus furcatus (blue catfish)
Lineage: Eukaryota; Metazoa; Chordata; Actinopteri; Siluriformes; Ictaluridae
Product: mucin-3A-like
Exons: 16
Coding region: 1-3474 (1157 amino acids)
Source: RefSeq, a predicted model, not a curated record